GACCCUUGCUAGUGUAAAGUGCUUACUCAUGCUGCUGUUGCAAUUUGAAAAUAGUGAUCGAUUUAUGACUGCUGUGCUACACAUUCAGCAUCUGAUGACCUCAGUAUGGCGUCGAUUGGACAAAUCAUAUUUUGGAGUAUGAUUGUGCUCAUAUUUGUAAUGGCUGGACUUAUAAUUCUCCUUUUGGCCAUUGCAUUUUCAGUAUCCUAUGGCUCUGUGGUGACUAACACACCUUUUCCUGUGGGCAAUCUGGGGCAGGACGUGAUCCUAGACUGCAAAUUCCAAACCAAAACUACCCAAGUUUCUUCUGAUGUUUCAAUCACUUGGCAAAAAGACGGUCUCACUGGAGUAGUUUAUCAAUACCAGAACAAAGCAGACCAUUUAACAGAGCAGAAUCCACUGUUCAAAAACAGAGCAAAUCUUUUUCAAAAUUCCAUCACAACAGGCAACGCUUCUCUUCUGUUGAGGACAGUAAGCAUGGAGGAUGAGGGAGUGUAUCGCUGUAGUGUGACUGCUUCUGGAGUCACGGGUACAGUCAGCAUCCAUCUCAGAGUGGGAGCUUUUUCAGCUCCAAAUAUAACCAUCUCAAAAGGCAUCCUGGAAGCUUAUGCUCCAAGAUGGCUGCCCAAACCUGAUGUGACUUGGUUUGACCAGAAUGGAAAGCAGAUAAAAAGUAGUACCCAGUUUAACAACAUAUCAAUGGGAAUUGUGCAAGUAAUGAGCAACAUUCAAGUCCAGGUUACUGACAUGACCUACACCUGUAUCAUCCAAAAUGCUCUUGUCAAAGCUGUCUCUCAAGCAACAGUUAGAGGUAAUGGAGUUUCGACAGAGACUGACUUCAUAUUUAAUUCGUCACCAAGCAUCAUCACAUCACAUGUAAUUGGCACAGCCUUCAUAUUUCUCUGUAUGUUGGUAUGGUGAAGUCUACUCAAGUCAAGAGGCUUUUAUGGUCAUUUUGACCAUAUACAUUAUAGCUGAACAUACAUCUGGUGCAUAUGAUAUGCAGGACUUGAGGAUGUGGCAUAGAGCAUUAACAGAGACAUGAUUCACACUGUGUUGUUAAAUAUCAAAGCAUAAAUGAGAGCAACUGUAAAAUGCAACUUUUUCUGUAAAUAACAUUUAAUCUUCUUGUAAAUAAGAAAAACAAAUAUUAUUAUACAGUUGUAAUUA
Molecule: messenger RNA, 1170 nt
Organism: Tachysurus vachellii
Lineage: Eukaryota; Metazoa; Chordata; Actinopteri; Siluriformes; Bagridae
Gene: vtcn1
Product: V-set domain containing T cell activation inhibitor 1
Exons: 5
Coding region: 106-921 (271 amino acids)
Source: RefSeq, a predicted model, not a curated record